GAGGAUCUGCUAAAGCUCGACCACGCAGACCUUGCCCAAAGAAUGGGUGGUCGUCUCUGCGUCAUUGGCAAUCUGCCAUAUAGCAUCACCACAGAUGCACUCUUGUCCCUAGUAGCAAGCCCCGGGGCGCUGCGCUACGCAGUCGUCAUGAUCCAGAAGGAGGCUGCCGAGCGGGUGGUGGCACCCCCGGGCUCCAAGGACUACAGCCCUCUGUCUGUGAUGUUGCAAACCUUUGCCAGACCUCGAAUGCUCUACUCUGUUCCACCCACGGCUUUCUAUCCGAAGCCCAAGGUAACAUCAGCCAUCGUAGAGCUGGACUUUCCAGCUCCGAGUGACCUUCCACAG
Messenger RNA from Symbiodinium pilosum, 345 nucleotides. The record is from the annotation of a GenBank genome assembly. NCBI's taxonomy places the organism in Eukaryota, Dinophyceae, Suessiales, Symbiodiniaceae.